Molecule: messenger RNA, 1928 nt
Organism: Momordica charantia (bitter melon)
Lineage: Eukaryota; Viridiplantae; Streptophyta; Magnoliopsida; Cucurbitales; Cucurbitaceae
Product: Glutaredoxin family protein
Source: RefSeq, a predicted model, not a curated record
AACGAUAAGGUUGAAAGUUCGAAUAUCCAUCCCACAUCCCAACGAAGAUUGGCUAACAAUUUAACCAAAUUACAACAUCAACAUGUGAUAUUUUACGAAACCAACGCCCAAUUAAUCAGAAGUUGAAAACUAAAGAUGAAUGGAAUUAUAGUUGAUAAUCUGGUUUCUUAAAAAUUCUCUAUAAUUAAGGCUCUAAAAUUAUGGUUUGUGUGUUCUUAAUUACCCACCUCUCGUAGACAAACCGCCUUUCUUAUUCAAACCGCUUUCGCCCUUCAAUCUUCCCCCUUUUAAUUCUCUCUCUCUCUUCUCCCCAAAAAUCCAAAAGCCUGCAAAUAAACCCCUUCUCUUCGAAUCAUCCAAAUCUUUGCUUCAACCGCAAUCCCCAAUUUCUCUUCCUUGUUCGUCUCCUCAAAUCGGAGAUUCGGUUGCCGUCCUCAUCGGAACACCGGCGUCGAUGUGGCGCUCCUGGAACAAAUCCAUGGUUCAGAUUCCCGAUAAGGCCGCGCAAUCCCCGUCUUUCGCAUGCUCCUCUUUCAAAGACGUUCAAGAACUUUUCGCCGACGAAAGCCCUAAGCCCGCCGCCAGAAAGGCCGCAAUCGUCUUCCAGCGCGUCCGAUUCGUUAAUUCCUUGCUCAGAGCUUGGUCGAAUCUCCCGCAGGAGGGUCAAUCGCGCCUCCGAUUCCAGCCGGAACCCGAACCGGUCGUCAAAUUUCUAGACCCUAACCCUAAAUCGAACAAAUCGCCCCCGGUCACGGCGCCGACACGAUCCACCGCCGCCGCGCCUGUUUCGGACGAACGGAUUGUGGUUUACUUCACCAGCCUACGCGUGGUGAGGUCGACGUUCGAGGACUGCCGGGCCGUCCGCUCCAUACUUUGGGGGUUUCGCGUCUCGGUUGACGAACGAGAUCUGGCGAUGGAUUCGGGGUUUGUGGCCGAGCUACAGCGAAUAAUCGGGAAGAAGGAGUUGGCCUUGCCGGCGGUUUUCAUCGGCGGGGAGUACAUCGGCGGGGCGGAGGAAAUCAGGCAGCUCCACGAGACCGGCGAGCUGAAGAAGCUGAUUGAGGGGUUGCCGAAGGCGGAAUCCGGCGUGUGCGAGGCUUGCGUCGGCUACAGGUUCCUUCUGUGCGAUGAGUGCAACGGCAGCCACAAAUUGUUCACGGAGAAAACUGGGUUCAAGACGUGUACGGCAUGUAACGAGAACGGUCUGAUCAGGUGCCAUUCUUGCUCUUCUGCAACAUUCUGAUCCCUUCUCUUCGGUUAAUUUAAAGAAGAAAAUGGCGAAACAAAGAAAAAAAAAUCAUCCCAAAAAAGGAAUGAAAAAAGGGAAACUAAUUUUUAUUGACCAAUUUUUCCGUUCUUUCUUCUUUCUUUUCUGGGAUCAAGUUUUUUAUCAUUUUUGUACCUAAAAAGUAGCUUUUAACGAGUUUUUAGCUUCUUCUCCUUAUAAGCUCUGAGUAAUGAAGCUGCCGCCAUAGAAAUGCUCUGGUAAUAUUGUUAUCUGCAGAAAGCAAUCACAAAAAUGGCCUUUUCUUCUUUCAUUGUUUUUCUUCUUUGAAAAUGUUCAUCACUCAUCGUAUUGAUUAUUAGCUUAAAAGGGUCUAAUUAUAAUCAGCAGAUUUAGGAUUAAAAUUUCAAUGCCAUAGGGAUUGAGUUGGGGCUGGCUCUGAUCUGCGGUGGGAAGAUUAAUUUUAAUUUGCUUGUAGAACCAGAAAGAGCUACAGACAGUGGCAAAUAAUUGAUUCAUAAUUUGGGGGAAUUUAAAGGCCUUAUUGAUGUAUUUUAAAUACACAAAAGUUUUGGCCACAUAUUCCAUUUGUUAAGUGGUUUGUUUCUAUUGGGUUGUGCUUAUGAUCUUGAUGUGUGUGGAUUAAUUUAUGAACGAAGAUCAGUCCCAUCAAAGUAACUUAAAUUUAGAAACAUUACUUUAA